Molecule: messenger RNA, 1269 nt
Organism: Guillardia theta CCMP2712
Lineage: Eukaryota; Cryptophyceae; Pyrenomonadales; Geminigeraceae
Exons: 6
Coding region: 1-1269 (422 amino acids)
Source: RefSeq, a predicted model, not a curated record
AUGUGCAUUGCAAGGCUCCAAGGAACCCAGGGAGCCGAGCAAAAGUUAGCCAUAGAUAACACUUGGCUUCGAGCCGCAGUUCCGAACCUUCAUGGCGGAUACGCGCAUGCAGUCGCAGCUGAGAUCGGAGAGAUCUUCCUACCAGAUCACGAGGCUGAUGAAGUUCUCAAGAAGGAGCUGCAGGAAGCUUUGUCGGCUGAAGACUAUCAGCGUGCUGCCUCAAUUAAGAAGGCAAGUCUGCAUGAGCUGGGAACUUCAUCAUCCAUCAAAGUCUCGCGCAAAGUGUGGAAUGUUACAGAAGAGAUCAAGACUGCGGCAUCACAGUCAGACUCAGUCAAGUUUGCAAGUUUCAUCGCAGAAAAGGCCUCGAUGACAUGGCAAGCGUUGGUCGAGGGAAGCAUAAAAUCAUGGCAGUCAAGAAUCUACCUGGCAACCGAGUUCGUGUAUCAUUGUCUCAAACAUGCUUCAAGCCUUGGGGACAACAAAGUCUACCAUAUCAUUGGUCACGUGAAAGGCAAGGCAUGCCCCAUACAAGCCAAAAUUAUCUACUAUUCUAUGGUUCAAGACCCAAGGAGAAAAUAUAAUCUUGCGCCACGCUUCUUCUUCUCUUCGCUCUCAUUCCCCCAUAUCUUGGCGUCAAUGACGACCAACAUCUCGGAUUCUGAUGUAGUAGUUCAGCUUUCAGGAGCGUCAAACUCAGUCUGGGCACUCGGCAAACACUCAGGAAUGCUGCACACUCUCAAUGCUAUGACUGAGGACUGGAAGGCCUGGUCAGAUUCACUUCCACUACUUCGCCGAAUGUCUGAAGUGACAGACGAUGCUAAUGACAUGUCAGUCAGCUGGCUGCCGUGGACUGAUACCGAGUGGUUUGACAAGCUACUUGUCAAGGCUCACAACCUGCUGGCAGCAGGAAAGAUCGACAAGACUCAGUACAUCAGAGCGAUCGAGAAAGUUGUUCUGUCAGGUCGCUUCUUCCGAUCCCAUGCGAAAUUUGAGCGAUCUAUUGAGGAGAAGUGGAUGGAAGCUUUCGUUGAAGUCUUGAACGACGAGGUUGCUCUCAAGUUCGUGACUAUCUUGAUCCUUGAGUGGAGUCUCAUGAGCGAAGGUUUCAACGUCAACGUCAACUGGGAAGAGAUGUCGCUUCUGAUCAACAUCACUGACCCGCUACAAGUCGAUGUUCCUCCUCUACAUGAGUUCAUGAGGGCGGACGAGAAGUUGUCGUCUAGGCUCAAGAUCUCAGAAGAAAACCUGAGACUCUACCCACACUGA